CGAACAUUUUUUUAGAAUUGAGCAGCCACCUGCCUACUGCUCAAUUGUAAAUAAAUAGCCUACAAUAAAAUAAUAUACAUAGCCUAUACUACCUGAAGUCGUUGCAGCGUCGUAAAGUUGGAGAUCCUCUAUCAGAUGGGCGGAGUGAAUCGGUGCUGGUCUGAUCAAUGUUCAACGAUGGCGUGGUGUAUUCUGGGUGCUGCAGUCCUCAUGCUGAGCCUGGGGGUGGACGGGGCAGGGGGCGGAGAAGGGGGCGGGGCAGGGGGCGGGUCCUACGUGGCGGCCGUGUACGAGCACCACGUCAUUCGGAACCUGCAGCCCAAGGUUCUGCUGAGCCGACAGGAAGCGCUGGAACACAUGAAUAAGAACCUGGACGUGUAUGAGGAGCAGGCUGCUGCUGCCGCCAAACAGGGUGCCCACAUCAUUGUGUUUCCAGAAGAUGGCAUCCAUGGCUUUAACUUCAGCAGGGAGUCCAUCGCUGGUUACCUGGAGACGGUGCCAGACCCCACGGCUGUGAGCUGGAACCCCUGUUCUGACCCAGCCCAUUUCCCAAACACUGAGGUUCAGCAUCGUCUCAGCUGCAUGGCCAAGAACAACAACCUGUACCUAGUGGCAAACAUGCCGGGGCGUGAGGAUUGUGAUGCCCAGACCCCCCCCUGCCCCCCCGAUGGGCGCUACCAGUUUAACACGAAUGUGGUGUUCAGUGCUAACGGCACACUGGUAGCGCGUUACCGCAAGCGGAACCUGUACUUCGAAUUCGAGUUUGACAUGCCUGCUGACCCCCAGCUCAUCACCUUCGACACACCCUUCGCUGGUCGCUUCGGCCUGUUCACCUGCUUCGACAUCCUGUUCUACAACCCAGCGGUGGAGCUGGUGGAGAAGCUGGGGGUGCGGCAGCUCAUCUUCCCCACAGCCUGGAUGAAUCAGCUCCCCCUGCUGGCUGCCGUGCAGUUUCACCGUUCCUUCUCCUACGCCACUGGCACCUCCCUGCUGUCCGCUAACAUUCGCACAGACACACUGGGAAUGACCGGCAGCGGCAUAUUCAGCCCCUGGGAGACAUUACAUCACCAUGCGGGGGCGAGCGAGCCGGAAGCUGGCCGGCUGCUGGUGAAAACUCUGCCUGUUCUGGACUCCCUCAGGCCUGACCUUCGACCCCACAACCCCCCCCUCCCACGACCCUUCUCUGGAGACCAGGAGCCCCAGCACUGCUUGCGGGGGGGCGACGAGUGCCAGAAUACUGUCCCCGAGGGAUGGGGUCGCCUUGAGGAGCCAGCUGCCCCCAGCAGCCCCUUCAAGGCAGAGAUGAUGUACGACAGUUUCACCAUGGUGCUCGUGGAGGGCUCUGAGGGAUACCUAUCUGUGUGUGAUAAUGCACUCUGCUGCCACCUGCAGUUUCGGAGGCGAACUGCGCCCCAGGAGCUCUAUGCGUUGGCGGCCUUCGACGGCCUGCACGUGGUCCACGGAACAUACUACGUACAGGCGUGCGCGCUGGUUAGGUGCAGCGGUCUCACCCCUCAGACCUGUGGGGCAGAGAUCGACCACGCCGACACGCUCCUGGACUUCCGGCUGAUGGGAAACUUCAGCACGCGCCACGUGUUCCCAAGCGUGCUCGGGAGCCACAUGCAGCUGGAACGCCCUGACCACAGCGGCUGGGAGGGGCGGGGCUUCUACAUGAGCUGCCGCAAGCUGGAGCGCGGUCUGGUGACUGCUGUACUCUACGGCAGAGCGUAUGACCGGGACCACACCCACACCACCGUCGGGGGGAGUGAUAUAAACGUGUAGAAAUACUGAGAGUCUCACACUGGAUUAUGAACACGUGCACAUGCAGUCAUUUGGUGCAUCAUGGGGAAUGGAGUGAAGUGUGUGUGUAGAACUACACUGGAAGGGUGAGAACUGGAAUUUAGCUUGUGUUUUAGGACGGAGUGUAGCACAGUGGGUAGGGAACUAGACUUGUAACCGAAAGGUCGCAGGUUCGAUUCCCGGGUAGGACACUGCCGUUGUACCCUUGAGCAAGGUACUUAACCGAAAUUGCUUCAGUAUAUAUCCAGCUGUAUAAAUGGAUACAAUGUAAAAUGCUAUGUAAAAGUUGUGUAAGUCGCUCUGGAUAAGAGCAUCUGCUAAAUGCCUGUAAUGUAAAUGUAAAUGUAAUGUGUUUUCAUUUCUGUCCUGGGACAGCGAAGGGUAUUGUAAGCAGGUAAAGUGGAGUGGGGGGUAAGGUGUGAGCAGGUAAAGUGGGGGGGUAAGGUGUGAGCAGGUAAAGUGGGGGGUAAGGUCACAGAUAAAAUGGGGGGGUAUGGUGUGAGCAGGUAAAGUGGGCGGUAAAGUGUCAGGAGGUAAAGGGGGGGUAGUAAGGUAUGAGCAGGUACAGUGGGGGGAGUAAGGUAUGAGCAGGUACAGUGGGGGGUGGCAAGGUGUGAGCAGACUCUAGUACACUUUUGCUGUGUGCGUUCUGAACGGGGGGUGUGCAUUAGCAGGAGACUUACUGCCAAUCAGUCGAUACUGAACUCCAGUUGCGCGCUGCAAUCAAGACCUUCUUAAAAUUUGUAUGCAACAAAUCCUGUGUUUAUGUGCAGGUACAUAGUCAAAACUGAAGUUACCUGGGAACUUACAAUGGUAUCAUAAUUAAUGGAUACAUAUAAAUAACUAUAUUUACCUCCUUCAAACCAACAGUUUAUUCUGUGUAUUGAUACGUGAUUGAUAUUAAUUGAUAAUAGAUUAAAUUAAACAAUACUGCAUUAUAUAUCAUUGAUUAUUUACCCCCAAAAGCAAUUCCUUUUCCUCUCGCACAUGUUGAAUUGUUUGUUUUCUGGCAGUGGGUGAAAUGAGGAACAGGGUCUGCUUGUCUCCCUCUCCUGUCUGGCUUCCUGGUUAAACAAUGAUUUUUAAAAGAAAUAAAACACAUUUUUUCAUAUUUA
Molecule: messenger RNA, 2915 nt
Organism: Anguilla rostrata (American eel)
Lineage: Eukaryota; Metazoa; Chordata; Actinopteri; Anguilliformes; Anguillidae
Product: biotinidase-like
Exons: 4
Coding region: 136-1782 (548 amino acids)
Molecular function (GO): hydrolase activity, acting on carbon-nitrogen (but not peptide) bonds, in linear amides
Source: RefSeq, a predicted model, not a curated record